AUGUGGAAGAAAUGCUUCACUAUUAUGGGAUAUAAGUCUCAGCUGGUAUGCGUCCAUGUGCGCUGCUGCAGUGGGCCAGCCCUCCCUGUGCACAGAAUAACAGCUCUGCAGGCAGUACAUUCCUGGAGUCAACAUUUCCAGGAGAAAGGUGUGAGUGAACCAGAGCUGUCGAGCCACUACAUAACAGCGCAUGUGCUGGGGGCCAAGACGAUUGAAAGUGUAAAGAAGGAGACACUAUCUGAGCUUCUCAGCCCUGAAGAUACACAGCAGAUAUGGAGGCUUUGUGCCAAAAGACUUCAGAGGUUGCCAGUGCAGUAUAUUAUAAAGGAGUGGGACUUCAGGGACCUGACUCUGAGGAUGAAAGUGCCUGUAUUUAUCCCCAGACCUGAAACUGAAGAGUUAGUUGAAAUUGUCCUUUCAGAUUUCAAGAAUCAAACUGGGAGCUUAAGCAUCUUAGAAGUGGGCUGUGGUUCUGGUGCAAUCUCUUUAAGUCUAUUGAAGAGUCUACCACAGCUCACAGCAGUGGCCUUGGACCAAAGUGAGGACGCUGUCAAUUUAACCAAAGAAAAUGCACUCAGUCUAGGACUUCAAGACAGAUUACAACUUCAUCACUUGGAUAUAUUCAAAGACGCAGAGGCCGUGGUGGAUCACUGCGGUGGAGUCUCAGCCGUGGUCAGUAACCCCCCGUACCUGUUCACUGAAGAUAUGUCGUCACUGCAGCCAGAAAUACUCUGUUUCGAGGACCCUGCCGCUUUAGACGGAGGAGAAGACGGACUUACAGUGAUCAGACAAGUCUUGAUUUUGGCAUCACGGAUCCUCCAAAACAACGGCCGCCUGUAUUUGGAGGUGGAUCCGAGACACCCUCCUCUUAUUCAACGAUGGGUAGAGUUACACCUGGAAGAGCUGCGUUAUGUGGAGACUAAGCACGAUUUCAACAACAGGGCAAGAUUUUGCAUCCUUCAGAAAAAAACAAACAAACAAGAGCUACAAGAUUUGGAUUGA
Molecule: messenger RNA, 1002 nt
Organism: Knipowitschia caucasica
Lineage: Eukaryota; Metazoa; Chordata; Actinopteri; Gobiiformes; Gobiidae
Source: the annotation of a GenBank genome assembly